AUGCAUUUGUAUGAUUCAAUUCCAGAAGUUUCGAAAGUUUCGUUGAAUAUAAAACCUUCGAAAUGCAAUCCUCGAACUUUUGGAAAUCUUCGAAACGAGAAACUUUCGAAAGAUCGUGGACCGUUAAAGGUCAUUACUCAUGGAUUGAAGUUGAAGAAGUUUUCUGAAGUUCCUGUGCCACAUCCUGUAGAGCGUUGGAUUCGGGAAUCUGGGCUGCUACCUCUUUCUUCGGCCUACCUCACUAUGGUUGAUGCUGGUCUCGUCUCGGCAUUUAUUGAAAGAUGGCACAGGGAGACCAGCUCAUUUCAUUUGCCAUUUGGAGAGAUGACCAUUACUUUAGACGACGUAGCUACUCUCCUUCACAUAUCACCGAAUGGUAAAUUUUUUGAUGCACCUGUGAAUAUGAGUACUAAUAAUGCUGCUAGAGCUGCACAUGAGUACUUAGGUGCAACUUGGGAGGAAUCUCUAGCUGAAAUUAAUUUUAAUAAAUGUGCCCAAUAUAGAUUGCAGUGGCUGCGUGACUUAUAUAGUCGUCUCAUUCAAACUAAUCAGUUUGAGUAUGCGGCUAGAGCGUAUCUAUUGCACUUAGUUGGCAGCACCAUUUUCGCCGAUAAAACGCAUACGCGUGUGGAGGCGAAAUACAUUAGUUUAUUUAUUGAUUUAGCUCGUUGUCGACACUAUUCGUGGGCUGCCGCGGCAUUGUGGGGGGUGGCAGGUCAAAUUGGGGGGGUGCCUGGUACAAAACUCGACCCAAAAUCAGGUCGAUGCUGA
Messenger RNA from Cicer arietinum (chickpea), 771 nucleotides. The record is from RefSeq and is a predicted model, not a curated record. Lineage: Eukaryota; Viridiplantae; Streptophyta; Magnoliopsida; Fabales; Fabaceae.